Pelecanus crispus (Dalmatian pelican) is the source of this 290-nucleotide messenger RNA. NCBI's taxonomy places the organism in Eukaryota, Metazoa, Chordata, Aves, Pelecaniformes, Pelecanidae. The record is from RefSeq and is a predicted model, not a curated record.
UGUUCGUACAUCCCUCCCUGCACAAGAGAUGAUCAGGAGAACUCUGAGAAUGUCACAUACAAGCAGAACUACUGGAAAGAGAAAGUGGGUUCGCAACCAUUUACAUGCUAUUUUAACCGCUUGAGGCCAGAUGAUGUGAUGCUCAAUCACACCCAUGAUGAGACUGUCCUCUUGCACUGCUUCCUCUGGCCUCUGGUUACGUUCCUGGUCGGAGUCCUCAUCGUGGUCCUGACAAUCUGUGCCAAAAGUUUGGCUGUCAGGGCAGAGGCAAUAAAAAAGAAGAAGCAUCU